GGCCCGGCCCUCUAGGUGGCCCACACCUGCGGGCCGGCCAGCCUCUUCCGGGUCAGGUGACCGCGCGCGGCCACGUGACCCGCGCCGAGUGCGGGCGGUGCAAGGCGGAAGUGGCCGAGGAGUUGGCGCCGCCGGUGUGGCCGCGGCAGGUUCCUGGUGAUGACAUGGCGUCCGCCAGCGCCAGCCGGGCAGGAGCGGCCCCGCCCUUCGAGAAGUCGCAGCUCACGCUGAAAGUGGUGUCCGCCAAGCCCAAGGUGCACAGCCGGCAGCCGCGCAUCAACUCGUUCGUGGAGGUGGCGGUGGACGGCCUGCCCAGCGAGACCAAGAAGACGGGCAAGCGCAUCGGGAGCUCGGAGCUGCUGUGGAACGAGAUCAUCGUUCUGAAUGUCACGGCCCAGAGUCACUUGGAUCUGAAGGUCUGGAGCUGCCACACCCUGAGAAAUGAGCUGCUGGGCACCGCCUCCGUCAGCCUCUCCAGCGUCCUGAAGAACAACGGGGGCAGAAUGGAGAACACGCAGCUGACCCUGAACCUACAGACAGAGAACAAGGCGGGCGGCGUCUCGGGCGGCGAGCUGACCAUUUUCCUGGACGGGCCGACUGUUGAUCUGGGAAGCGUGCCUAACGGCAGUGCCGUGGCCGACGGGUCUCAGCCGCCCUCGAGAGACGCCGGUGGCACCGCGGUGGCUCCUGACACUCGGCAUCAAGCCCCCAGCACAAACUGCUUUGGUGGCAGAUCCCGGACGCACAGGCACUCGGGGAGCUCCGCCAGAACCACCGCCACAGCCGGUGAGCAGAGCCCUGCCGGGAGCAGCCGACACCGCCAGCCCGUCAAGAACCCGAGUCACAGCAGCUUGGCCAAUGUCACAGUGAACGAUGACCCUGUGGCCGUCACCGAUCCCGAAGAUGCCUCCGUGGUCGUCGUUGGUGUGACGUCCCCGCCCGCUGCCGUGGCCAGCGUGACGGCGAACCCCGCCAUCGCGUCUCUCCCAGGCCCUGCUGCGCCGGCCGAAGGAGAGGAGCCCAGCACCUCGGGCGCACCGCAGCUGCCCGCUUCCGUCCCUGCCCUCGACGUUCUGCCCGCGGGAUGGGAGCAGCGAGAACUGCCCAACGGGCGUGUCUAUUACGUGGACCACAACACCAAGACCACCACCUGGGAGCGGCCUCUGCCGCCAGGCUGGGAGAAGCGCACCGACCCCCGCGGCCGCUUCUACUAUGUGGAUCACAACACGCGGACCACCACCUGGCAGCGGCCCACGGCCGAGUACGUGCGCAACUACGAGCAGUGGCAGUCGCAGCGGAGCCAGCUGCAGGGCGCCAUGCAGCACUUCAGCCAAAGAUUCCUCUACCAGUCUUCCAAUGUGUCCGUCGACCAGGACCCGCUGGGCCCCCUCCCUCCUGGCUGGGAGAAGAGACAGGACAACGGACGGGUGUAUUACGUGAACCACAACACACGCACGACCCAGUGGGAGGAUCCCCGCACCCAGGGGAUGAUCCAGGAGCCCGCGCUGCCCCCGGGCUGGGAGAUGAAGUACACCAGCGAGGGGGUGCGCUACUUCGUGGACCACAACACGCGCACCACCACCUUCAAGGACCCCCGGCCGGGCUUCGAGUCCGGGGCGAAGCAAGGGUCGCCUGGCGCCUAUGACCGCAGCUUCCGGUGGAAGUACCACCAGUUCCGUUUCCUCUGCCACUCCAACGCCCUCCCCAGCCACGUGAAGGUCAGCGUGUCCAGACAGACACUCUUUGAGGACUCUUUCCAGCAGAUCAUGAACAUGAAGCCCUAUGACCUGCGUCGCCGGCUCUACAUCAUCAUGCGUGGCGAGGAGGGCCUGGACUACGGGGGCAUCGCCAGGGAGUGGUUCUUCCUCCUGUCCCACGAGGUGCUCAACCCCAUGUACUGUCUGUUCGAGUACGCCGGGAAGAACAACUACUGCCUGCAGAUCAACCCCGCCUCCUCCAUCAACCCCGACCACCUCACCUACUUCCGCUUCAUCGGCAGGUUCAUUGCCAUGGCCCUGUACCACGGCAAGUUCAUCGACACGGGCUUCACGCUGCCCUUCUACAAGCGCAUGCUCAACAAGCGGCCCACCCUCAAGGACCUGGAGUCCAUCGACCCCGAGUUCUACAACUCCAUCGUCUGGAUCAAAGAGAACAACCUGGAGGAGUGCGGCCUGGAGCUCUACUUCAUCCAGGACAUGGAGACGCUGGGCAAGGUGACCACCCAUGAGCUGAAGGAAGGCGGGGAGAACAUCCGGGUGACGGAGGAGAACAAGGAGGAGUACAUCAUGCUGCUGACUGACUGGCGCUUCACCCGGGGAGUGGAGGAGCAGACCAAGGCCUUCCUGGACGGCUUCAACGAGGUGGCGCCCCUGGAGUGGCUGCGCUACUUCGAUGAGAAGGAGCUGGAGCUGAUGCUAUGCGGCAUGCAGGAGAUCGACAUGAGCGACUGGCAGCGCAACACGGUGUACCGGCACUACACCAAGAGCAGCAAGCAGGUGCAGUGGUUCUGGCAGGUGGUGAAGGAGAUGGACAAUGAGAAGCGGAUCCGGCUGCUGCAGUUCGUCACCGGGACCUGCCGCCUGCCCGUCGGCGGCUUCGCCGAGCUCAUUGGCAGCAACGGACCCCAGAAGUUCUGCAUCGACAAGGUGGGCAAGGAGGCCUGGCUGCCACGGAGCCACACCUGCUUCAACCGCCUGGACCUCCCGCCGUACAAGAGCUACGAGCAGCUGAAGGAGAAGCUUCUCUACGCCAUCGAGGAGACGGAGGGCUUUGGGCAGGAGUAGCGCCCCCACCCCCCGCACAGCCCUGAGCCUGGUGGCCCUGUGUGUGGGACCACACUGUCCCCCGCUGGCGGCAGGAGGGCCUGCCCGACCCGCCAUCCUCCCUGCUGGUGGCAGUCUGGAAUAAAGCCCCCCUGGCCGCCUUUGGCCAUCACGUCGCAGAGUCUGGGGGCCAGCCCCUCUCUGCCAUGCCCCCUUCCGUGUCCCUCGAGGGCGGGCGGGCCAGGAUCCAGCCAAGCCAGGGCAUCCGGCUCCUUAGCCCAGGAGGCGGCCACCAGGAGGGGGCGCUGCCCCGUGCCGCGGGCCGGGGUCUUCGCCAGUACACGUAGCUGUUUGCAGUGGAGAUGGGGGGUGGCUGCCCCACGUCCGCCAAGGGCCGCCAGGCACUGACACGGUGACCCUGCUCUGGGCGUCCAGGGGACAGAGCUGGCAGACCCUGCCCCUGCCCAUUAGACACAGACUUGCCUUUGGGGUUGCUCCCGGUUCUGUGGUUGGCGUGCUGCUGGCGCCCCCCUCCAGGAGCCCCUGGACGUUGCCCGGACAGCCGCUCCUCUUCGGCGGCAGCCGAGCAGUGCUGUGAGCUCAGGCUGGUCUGCGAGGGGGGCUCAGCUUCCCCGUGUCCGAGGGCCAGGGGAGGGCUUGGGACCCCCGAGGCCAUAGAUCCUGGCACCUCCCUGGGACAGGCGCUCCCUUUGCUGGAUGGCGCUGCCAGGAAUGAAGUGUAUCCGGGUACCCUUGGCUUCCUGCCUUGGCCUGAUUGCCUGGGCUCGAGCCGAGCCGAGGGGUUGUUGAGACCAUCUAGGUGACCACCCGCACCCCUGGGUGGCUAGAGUGUGGGGGCAGUCUGAGGGGGACAGUGAGCACCUUCCACUGCAGGCUAGCGAGAGCAGCCCGGCACCCCGCUGUUUUGUGGGGCCGUCCCGUCCCCAACGCCAGGGUCCCGGGAGGUCCAGCCCGUGGUGGUCACUUGCCCACCGCCUGCAGCGUCUGCCCGGGGUAGGAGCAGGGCUCGGGAGUGCGUGUCUGUGUGUGCGCGUGUGCAUCCGUGUCUGUCUGAGGUGUCUGUCGGGAAUGCCCUUCGCUAGCUCUCGGUUGGUCUCCAGGCUGUUUGUGACGCCUGCCCCCUUGCCUCUCCGUAUUGCCAGUUUCUCGUGCAAUAAACAGUCAGCAGCGG
Sorex araneus (European shrew) is the source of this 3954-nucleotide messenger RNA. It is a transcript of the gene WWP2, whose product is annotated as WW domain containing E3 ubiquitin protein ligase 2. Gene Ontology annotation, biological process: protein K63-linked ubiquitination; regulation of monoatomic ion transmembrane transport; ubiquitin-dependent protein catabolic process. The coding region runs from base 165 to 2783 and encodes 872 amino acids. The transcript is spliced from 24 exons. Gene Ontology annotation, molecular function: ubiquitin protein ligase activity; protein binding. The record is from RefSeq and is a predicted model, not a curated record. Lineage: Eukaryota; Metazoa; Chordata; Mammalia; Eulipotyphla; Soricidae.